This is a messenger RNA of Caenorhabditis elegans, 2874 nucleotides long. It is a transcript of the gene phf-15, whose product is annotated as PHD-type domain-containing protein. The record is from RefSeq and is marked reviewed. The transcript has 11 exons. Lineage: Eukaryota; Metazoa; Nematoda; Chromadorea; Rhabditida; Rhabditidae. The coding region runs from base 122 to 2347 and encodes 741 amino acids.
GAAAACAACAAAAAUAGCAGAAAUCAUGUGAAUUUUAUCGAUUUUCUUGGUUUUUUCGUGAAAAAACUCGUUUUUUAAAUUAUUUUUCCACGAAAAAUCAAUAUUCCAGAGGUGCGAAUUGAUGCCGCCCGGUUCUUCUGACGUCCAAAAGUUGGGCUCGCCGACACUACGAAGCUCGUGUGUGCCGCGGAAAAAGACUAGAAGCUCCCUUCUCGUUCUGACGUCGUCAAAUCCCUCAAAAUCGAUGAAUAACGCUGGGAAAACUGCCAGAAAUCGGAGAAAGGCCGAUUCGAAGCCCAAAAAAUCAUCCAAUGAAAUGGAUUUAAAGGAUCCAGAACAAGUUUCGAUCGAAAUUGAAGGAGUCAAAAUCGCGGAAACUCGGGCACCAGAGAAGAAGGAGACGAAAAAAAGCCGAAAAAUCCUCCAUCACGCCGCCGAGAUUUACACGAAAAAGCUUUACCGCCAGGUGGCCACUGGCUUCGAUAUGGACGGUGAUAGUGAUUCAGACAUUCCUGGUUGCUCUAAUCAGGCCAUGAUUUCUGAUAACUGGAAGCCGGAAUACAGUGGUGGAACUCAAGAACUCGCUCAUCCCGAUGAACUUCCACAAACUAUUGUUAAUGAUGAUGAUUUCUGGCUUAAACCCAAAGAUUUCUUCUCAACACCCAAAAAACGGAUCGUUUGUAACCGAAAUUCGGUGGAUUUUGAUGAAAAUAUUCAUGAAGAAGUGACAACUCGGGAUGCUCUACAUUAUGAGAUUACUGCACAUGAUAUGGCUUUUUUGCAAAAAAUUAAUAUGGAACGAAAACUGCUGACCGGUGACACAUAUCUCCCAAUGGCCACAUUUAUUCGUAUCAUAAAGGAGCUUGAAACAGAAGCCUUCAAACAAAUCCACAAUCACCUACUCGAUUCCCUACACGUAGUCUAUUGCCGUCCCCCAGAAGAUGGUGGAGAAGACGCUGAAUGUGAUGUGUGUCGAAUAUCAGAUUGUGAUGUUGCAGAUGAAAUGGUUUUUUGUGAUAUGUGUAAUACCUGUGUUCAUAUGGUUUGUGCUGGAAUCGAAGAGCUCCCGGAUCCCGCGGAGCCAUGGAAAUGUGCAAAAUGUGCACAUAUGGGGACACCGUGUCCCCCGUGUGUCCUCUGUCCAGCUCUCGGAGGAUCAAUGACAUAUUCCGCCGAUAAAACUCAAUGGGCUCAUCACUCGUGUGCUCUUUUCAUUCCGGAAAUUAUUUUUGAAAAUGAAGAGCUCCGCGCUCCGAUGACGUCAUUUGAGAGGGUGGCCGAGGAGCGAUGGAGCCAGAUGUGCUCUGUUUGUGAUACACGACAGGGUGCAUGUGUUACGUGUAGUUGGGUGGAUUGUGAAGAGACUUAUCAUGUUUGUUGUGCUCUCCGAGCUGGAAUGACUGUUAGAAUACAGGAGGUGCCAAAUGACCCGGAACACAAUGUAACACGUGUAACAUAUUGUCAUAAACACACUCAUCCACAAGAUGUCAUAAUUGAGGAUAAAUACCGUACCUACCGUAACCCGUGGCUUGCAAAAAUGGAAACUGUCUUCUUUUUGAUGACUGAUUAUGAGAUGAUUGCUGAGCGGCUCCAAAUGGAAGAAAUCAUAGUGUCCGACGUGUACGAAUACUGGAAACAACGUCGAAUGUCCCGUGGCACCUCACUAAUUCCCCAUCUCCACGAUCAUGUGCUCAUUGAGCCCGUCAUUCACCGUGUCGCCCGAAAAGUCGGUGAAAAUUUGGACGCCGCAAUGAAAACGGCCGGAAUUUCGACAGGCUCGUGCCCAUCCACCACCACCAACACUAACGGAGCCCAGUUUUUUCGGCCGGCGGCUCUAAUGGUCACAGAAUUUCGUCAAUAUAACCUAAAGAGGGCCGCCGAGUCGAUUCAACGGGAUUUACAAAUGUUCUCGAUGCUCCAGCGACGAGAGCAGCUCAAAAAGGAGCAAAUUUCGGCGGAAAAUCGACAAUUCCACGUGGCCUGGCAGCUUUUACAGCGGGGAUUGGCUCCUGGAGCAGUACUUGAAGCUAUGAAAAUUUCCAAGUCAGAAAUUCGGAAAUUUACCUCUGAAUCAGCGAAAAAUUCCAUGUUUUCGGUGCUCGCGGAGCCUAGUUUGAAGCGAAAACACCCCGGAAUUUCACAUAUUCCACACAUGGAGCAUCAAAAAUCACCCCUUCGACCUCGGAAUGCUCCGGCUCAUCAUGGUGCAUCGAAUGGUGGCAGAGCUCCACGAGAAGAUGAACGGAGCCCGUCGGCUCGCGGAGCACAAAAUAUUGAAGUAAUGGGAGUGAGCAAACGGAUCACGAAGAAGCCUGCGAGAAUUUCGACGAAUUGGCCGAUUGAGUAGAAGCUCACAAUUACAAAUCAAUUAUUUCAUUUCAAAUGGAUAUUGUUAAAUAAACCUCCAAUCUCCGCCUCCAAUAUCUCCAGAAUGUGCCACGUCAUCAUCAAUGACGUCAUCAUCGCCACACAAUUCUACAGGAAAAUGCACAAAAAUCCCUUGAAAAAUGAUAUUUUUUGCCCCAAUAAAUUCGAAAAUUCCCCUCUCCUCCCCUUUUCUCUGAAAAUUUAUUUUUUUCUAAAAAAAAUUUAAUUUCGAUCAUUUUUGAAUAGCUUUACUCAUUUGGAUCCCAAUUUUUUCCCUUUUUCCCUUUUUUUCCCAAAAAAUUGACUGAAAUUUGCUGAAAUUCAGCGAUUUUUGUCAUUUUUUGUUUGUUUUUUUUUUGUUUUUUUGUUCGUUUCUCACCUCAUUUCUCAAAUUUUUCAGAGCUCUGCCUCUGCGCCUUUAAAUGGUUUUUUUUUCGUUUUUUCCCUCUCUCACUAAUAAUGGUUGUUUCUUCUUCUUCUUUUUCUCAAUAAAAUUGAAUUUUUGGG